AUGGAUGGCCUUGCCCGCCAUUGGGUCAACCUUUGGCCAGUGACUGAUCUGUGGUUGAGGGCCGUGGACCUGGCGCCGCUCUCGUCCGAUGGCUUCGACUUUCGCUCCAACACAACCUCGGCCAUGGUGAACGAGCUCAAGUUCGCGGCCUCCAAGUCCGUCAGGACCUCGUUCCUCAUUCUCGCCAGCUUCAACGCCGUGGCCGGCGCCGCGCUGGCUUUCGCCAUAGCCUGGGACGGCUACUCGGGCCUGAGGAGGGCGAAACCCUCGUUCAGGCUGAGAUCGUCACCCCUCAGCGUCGUUGGCCCGACGGAGACCUUUCCCUUUAUUCUCGCUUGUGCCAUCGUCAUCCAGGCCAUCAUAUUUGCCGCCGCCCAAUCCAAAGGCCUGCAGUCGCUCCUUCUUUUGGGAUGCGGGCCCGUCUCCCAAGCCAUGCUGCCAGGUGAGUUCACCAGUCUCUCCCCUAGGCCUUCCCGGCCGAGCAGAAAUUGCAUGCUCAUCAACGCAGCCAUCUUCAUUGUACCUUUUACGCAACUGGUAUUUGGCCUGGAAACGAUGCAGCGCGCCUUUCGCCCAUUUCCCUUUCCCGAGAGGCUCAAGUGGACAGUCCCGACCUGCCUGGCCAUCACAGGCCUGGGCCUGAUACUGGCAUCCGCCGUCGCUCAGGUGGAAAAGCCGCCCAAUUUCUGCUUCGGCUCCCUUUUUUGGCUGCUGCAGCGUUGGACUCUUGGCGUCUUCGCCCUUCUCACCGCCAUCUCCGCCUGCCUGCUCAUCGGAAGCGUCGUCAUUUUCACUCGACUCUGCCGCACCGGCGACAUCGCCGAGGAGCAAAGGACCUCGGCCUCAUGGAUGGCCUGUUACAUGGUCUUGGCCGCCGUCACCUUGGCAAUCAUCGCCCCCUUUUUUUGGAGCAUUCACCCGGAUGCAUCAGCGACGAUGAAGGAGCAGCAAGGCCAGCUGGGCAUGGCUGCCGUCGUUUCCGCGAACCUUUCCGGUCUGACUUCCGGCGGUCUGUACAUUCUUCUUCGAUCGACAGGCCUCGGUAGCAUCGGUCCCAGCGGCUAUUCCGAGUUCGAUAGGCAGCUGUCCAGGAGGGGAAAACGGCCGUCUACCACGGGCAACACCAUCAACUACAUCUACACGAAACAGAUGGAGCAGCCGGUAUCGCCUAUGAGGAUGGGCCAAGACUGGGUAGACCUUGUGGACGACGAGGAGAAGUCGACGGAAAGCCUGCCAGCAACGCCGGCCAGCCAUGGCCCGGAUCUUGGAUCGGCCGUGGCGAGCACGUAUCCCACCUCACCCCCCUCCAAAGCGCCCGAUGCGGACGUCGUCUCACCCACGACAGGUCGGACACGAAAGCCUAGCGUUCGCAGGAACUCGUACAGCAUUUUCCCUUCCGCCCAUGAUCCCAAGCCGACAUUGGUUCUCCCACCAGCCGUGUACAACCCGAAAGUGAAGCCGUCGAACGAGCCGCUCGAUAUUUUUUCUGUCAGCGACUUGAUGCCACCUCCAAUGAUCCGGACUUCUCGUCAUCUUCGCAACACGUCACUGGUCUCGACGGCAACGGUCCAGAUCGGGUUGCGCGUGUCGAAUCUUGAUGACAUGCCCCCCGUCACCUCCUACUACGAAGCACCGUAUCCGUAUCCCCGACCCGAAACACCAUAUCCCCGACCCGAAACACCGUAUCCCCGGGAAUCCAAGUUUCCGGAGACGCUUGGACUGGCCAUUUCCACGGAUGCAGUAUCCGCGUCACCACCACCACCGUCCGUUGGUACUGCCAAAGGCGUUGCUGGACCCGCCGAAAAGCAGCUCCCGCCCGUUCCCCUGAAAAUUGAGAAGAAGAACAGCAGAAGGGGGUUGAAUGAAAGGAUGGAAGAGGAGGAGAUGAGACUUGGCCCAUCCGUGUAUAGUCCUCCACCGCAAACGUCGAAGCUGUCCAGGAAAGGCACGGUAAACACCAGCCCGCGCGGCUCGCCAACUAGGGCGCCGCCUCCGGGCCCCAUCGGGAGUGAACAGGGCCGAACGAGAGUGCAGUCGGUGGAGUGGAUUUGA
Molecule: messenger RNA, 2052 nt
Organism: Drechmeria coniospora
Lineage: Eukaryota; Fungi; Ascomycota; Sordariomycetes; Hypocreales; Ophiocordycipitaceae
Exons: 3
Coding region: 1-2052 (683 amino acids)
Source: RefSeq, a predicted model, not a curated record